AAAUUGAAUUGCGCGCCUCCUGCAACGGGACAGUUGGCAAACCAAAAAAAUUAUCGAUCGUUAAUUUCAGCAGAAAUAAUGUGUUCCAAACAGGUGCGCGAAUGGCUUGUUUUUCUCACCAUGGAGAAGUAUAUGCAUUGCUUUCUAGAGCGCGGCUACAUUACCAUUGAGCAGUGUCAACAAAUCAUCAACAGUGAUCUCAUAAUGCUGGGCAUCGACAAUCCAACACAUCGCAAACUUUUAUUAGCUGGCGUUCAGUUGCUGAUUAAUUCGCCCAAACUAUUUGCUUGCUCUGAGCCUUGCGAGUUUCAUCCCACAAAUUCGGUGGACAUCAACAUAUCCGCCCAAUUCUUGGUUACGUGCAAGAUUGACUUGCACUUAGAUGUGGAGAACAAAUCGAAUUUCUUAUCAAGAACACCGUCGCCAAACGAAUAUAUCAAUGAUUCAGCAUUUCCCAUUUCCCACACUGAUCUGCCCAACUUCGAGAGUGAUGAGCUCCUUGCGCUGCAGAUGGAUGAGCUUCUUAACUAGGAUUUGCUCCCGGAUAACUUAUGAAAGCAAGCAUCCCUUAUU
Drosophila grimshawi is the source of this 573-nucleotide messenger RNA. RefSeq lists its product as uncharacterized. The transcript has a single exon. Lineage: Eukaryota; Metazoa; Arthropoda; Insecta; Diptera; Drosophilidae. Gene Ontology annotation, molecular function: protein binding. The coding region runs from base 79 to 531 and encodes 150 amino acids. The record is from RefSeq and is a predicted model, not a curated record.